AUGCACUCAGGAUCCGCGUCCGUGGCGACAGCACGCAGCUAUGUCAAUCCUUUACUCUGGGAAGACCUGCCAGACAUGGAGGUCAUCUGCGUCGAAAACGUAUACUACAUGAGCGUCUCAUCUUUCCACUUCUCCCCUGGCGCACCCAUCCUGAAGUCAUAUAAUUUGGUGGACUGGGCGUACAUUGGCCAUUCGGUCCCCGACUUGGCCGCGUUCGGCCCACGAUUCCGCCUCGAUGGUCACAACACCUCCGGCUAUGUGAAAGGUAUCUGGGCGUCAACUUUCAAAUACCGCCAGAGCGACGGCCUGUUCUACUGGUAUGGCGCUAUCCAGGGAACAGAUCAGACCUUUUUAUAUACGGCAAAGAAAGCUGAAGGACCGUGGACUUCGCACCCACCCAUUGACCACUACUACUACGACGCCGGGUUGCUGGUUGACGACGACGAUACUCUAUAUAUCGCCCAUGGUAACAAGACGCUCCAAAUUGCACAGUUAACACACGACGGUCUUAAGCAGGUCAAGAACCAACUUGUAUACGAGUCCGAGCUGCAUCUUGAAGGUGCUAGAAUGUAUAAAAUCAAGGGCAAAUACUAUGUUUGGGUGACAAACUCGUGGGCUGGGCAGUAUAUGCUUAAAUCCGAUGUCGGGCCAUUCGGGCCGUACGAAUGUCGGAAGGUCAUAGGCGAAAUGCGAGCUCCAAUUGCAGGAGGCGGGCCGCCUCAUCAAGGAGCACUUGUCGAAACUCCUGAUGGCAGGUGGUACUAUAUGGCCUUUAUUGACGCCUUUCCAGCCGGUCGAAUCCCUACGCUGGCGCCCGUUGAGUUCGAUGAAGAUGGUUGGCCUCGAGUUGUCGGCGAUUAUCCCGACAAAGACGGGCAAUGGCGGCUGGAGUAUCCUCUCAUACACGACAACGGCGGCACCAAGAAGCCCAAAGCAAAUAUUACAAAAUACUCAUUUGGUCACGAUCAGCUGGACCACCGCUGGCAAUGGAACCAAAGCCCUGAUGAUUCAAAAUGGAACACGCACCGAGGUCAGCUGGUGCUCGAGACGGCCACUGUAACCGACUGCCUCUUCCUAGCGGCCAACACCCUUACCCAUCGUACCAUCGGACCGAAGAGCACUGCCACCUUUUGUGUGAAUUGUGCUGGUCUAGCCGAUGGAGACAGGGCUGGUGCCUCUCUUUUCCGCAACGAGAGCGCAUACAUCGGCAUACACAAGGAUGCUGACCAGUCGAAGCUGGUUUAUGUCGAUGACUUGAAAAUUGCCCCAGUUGGAGAUGUUAUCGGCUGGAAGGAAGGUCGUCCAGUUUCGCAGGACUGGGAGGUGGUGUCAAAGGGUUCCAUCAAGGCUGAGACUCUACUGGCAACUGAACGAGUUUGGUUGCGAAUUCAUGCUAACAUCGAAGCCACGUGCGCUGACGGGCGGGAAAAAGAGCCGAGACAGGCAUUAUUUGAGUACAGCUUUGAUGGCACUACCUUCACUCAAAUUGGCCCUUUAUUUACUAUGGAUAAUACAGGCCUAGGGUGGUUAGGCUAUCGCUUCGCCGUGUUUAGCUUUGCGACAAAAGCAUUGGGAGGACAGCUGGUAGUAGACACUUGUGAGAUUGAGCAAGCGGAAGAUUGA
Penicillium cataractarum is the source of this 1623-nucleotide messenger RNA. Its product is annotated as glycoside hydrolase family 43 protein. The coding region runs from base 1 to 1623 and encodes 540 amino acids. Gene Ontology annotation, molecular function: hydrolase activity, hydrolyzing O-glycosyl compounds. Gene Ontology annotation, biological process: carbohydrate metabolic process. The record is from RefSeq and is a predicted model, not a curated record. NCBI's taxonomy places the organism in Eukaryota, Fungi, Ascomycota, Eurotiomycetes, Eurotiales, Aspergillaceae. The transcript is spliced from 2 exons.